ACUAGGUCCAGGAGGCUGUGAAGGAGCAGAAAUAGGGUCAUGUCUGAGCCAUCCCCAAGAGCCCCCUGAGUCUGCACCCCUGUAACGACCUUUCCAGGUGUUCCCACUGGAACCCAGGCACCUACCAUCAUUAUGGGCAGCAAGGAGCGCUUUCACUGGCAGAGCCACAAUGUGAAACAAAGUGGUGUGGAUGACAUGGUGCUGCUGCCCCAAAUCACUGAGGAUGCCAUUGUGAACAACCUCCGCAAACGCUUCAUGGAUGACUACAUCUUCACAUACAUUGGCUCAGUACUUAUCUCCAUCAACCCCUUCAAGCAGAUGCCCUACUUCACCAACCAUGAGAUCGAUCUAUAUCAGGGCGCGGCCCAGUAUGAGAAUCCCCCACACAUCUACGCUGUCACUGACAACAUGUACCGGAACAUGCUCAUUGACUGUGAGAACCAGUGUGUCAUUAUCAGUGGAGAGAGUGGAGCUGGGAAGACAGUAGCUGCCAAAUACAUCAUGGGCUACAUCUCCAAGGUUUCUGGUGGAGGAGAGAAAGUCCAGCAUGUCAAAGACAUCAUUCUACAGUCAAACCCACUGCUUGAGGCCUUCGGCAAUGCCAAGACUGUGCGCAACAAUAAUUCCAGCCGCUUUGGCAAGUACUUUGAGAUCCAGUUCAGCCGUGGUGGGGAGCCAGAUGGAGGCAAGAUUUCCAACUUCCUGCUGGAGAAGUCUCGUGUGGUCAUGCAGAAUGAGAAUGAGAGGAAUUUCCACAUCUACUACCAGCUUCUAGAGGGGUCCUCCCAGGAGCAGCGACAGAACCUGGGGCUUAUGACACCUGACUACUAUUACUACCUCAAUCAAUCAGACACCUACAAAGUGGAAGGCACUGAUGAUCGAAACGACUUCAAUGAGACCCUGAAUGCCAUGCAGGUCAUUGGGAUUCCACCCAGUGUCCAGCAGCUGGUCCUACAGCUUGUGGCAGGAAUCUUGCACCUGGGGAACAUCAGCUUCUGUGAAGAUGGGAACUAUGCCCGCGUGGAGAGUGUGGACCUAUUGGCCUUUCCAGCCUACUUGCUGGGCAUCAGCAGUGAGAGGUUGCAGGAGAAGCUGACCAGCCGCAAGAUGGACAGCCGCUGGGGCGGGCGCAGUGAGUCCAUUGAUGUGACCCUUAAUGUGGAGCAAGCAGCCUAUACUCGUGAUGCCCUGGCCAAAGGACUGUAUGCUCGCCUCUUUGACUUCCUGGUGGAGGCCAUCAACAGCGCUAUGCAGAAGCCACAGGAAGAGUACAAUAUCGGUGUGCUAGACAUCUAUGGCUUCGAGAUCUUCCAGAAAAAUGGCUUCGAGCAGUUCUGCAUCAACUUUGUCAAUGAAAAGCUGCAACAGAUCUUUAUCGAACUCACGCUGAAGGCAGAGCAGGAGGAGUAUGUGCAAGAAGGCAUCCGCUGGACCCCAAUAGCGUACUUCAACAACAAAGUUGUGUGUGACCUCAUCGAAAACAGACUGAGCCCCCCAGGCAUCAUGAGUGUGCUGGACGAUGUGUGCGCCACAAUGCAUGCCACCGGUGGAGGAGCAGACCAGACGCUGUUGCAGAAGCUGCAGGCAGCGGUGGGCACGCAUGAGCAUUUCAACAGCUGGAGCGCCGGCUUUGUCAUCCACCAUUAUGCAGGGAAAGUCUCCUAUGAUGUUAGUGGCUUCUGUGAGAGGAACCGAGAUGUUCUCUUCUCUGAUUUGAUAGAGCUGAUGCACACCAGUGAACAAGCCUUCCUCCGGAUGCUCUUUCCUGAGAAGCUGGAUGUAGACAAAAAGGGCCGCCCCAGUACUGCUGGCUCCAAAAUCAAGAAACAAGCCAACGACCUGGUGGCUACACUAAAGAAGUGCACACCCCACUACAUCCGCUGCAUCAAGCCCAAUGAGACAAAGAGACCACGAGACUGGGAGGAGAGCAGGGUGAAGCACCAAGUGGAAUACCUGGGACUGAGAGAGAACAUCCGGGUGCGCAGAGCAGGCUUUGCCUACCGUCGCCAGUUCUCCAAAUUCCUGCAGAGAUAUGCUAUUCUGACCCCUGAGACAUGGCCACGAUGGCAUGGAGAUGAACGUGAGGGUGUACAGCACCUGCUUCAAGCUGUCAACAUGGAGCCGGACCAGUAUCAGAUGGGGAGCACUAAGGUCUUUGUUAAGAACCCAGAGUCACUUUUCCUCCUGGAAGAGAUGCGAGAGCGUAAGUUCGAUGGCUUUGCCCGAACCAUACAAAAAGCCUGGCGGCGGCAUAUAGCAGUCCGGAAGUACGAGGAGAUGCGAGAAGAAGCUUCCAACAUCCUACUGAACAAGAAGGAACGCAGGCGGAAUAGCAUCAAUCGGAACUUUGUCGGGGAUUACCUGGGGCUGGAGGAGCGGCCUGAGCUGAGGCAGUUCCUGGCCAAGAGGGAGCGUGUGGACUUUGCAGACUCAGUUACCAAGUAUGACCGCCGCUUCAAGCCUAUCAAACGGGACUUGAUCCUGACCCCCAAGUGUGUGUAUGUGAUUGGGCGAGAGAAAGUGAAGAAGGGACCUGAGAAGGGCCAGGUUUGUGAAGUCUUGAAGAAGAAGCUGGAGAUCCAGGCCCUGCGAGGGGUGUCUCUCAGCACACGACAGGAUGACUUCUUUAUCCUCCAAGAAGACACCACAGACAGCUUCCUGGAGAGCGUCUUUAAGACUGAACUCAUCAGCCUCUUAUGCAAGCGCUUUGAGGAGGCAACCGGGAGGCCCCUACCCCUCACCUUCAGCGAUGCACUACAGUUCAGGGUGAAGAAGGAAGGCUGGGGUGGAGGCAGCACACGUAGUGUCACCUUCACCCGUGGCUCCAGAGAUGUGGCUGUGCUCAAGGCUGGUGGCCGGGUGCUCACGGUCAGCGUGGGGGAUGGGCUGCCCAAGAGCUCUAAGCCUACAAGAAAGGGAAUGACCCAGGGAAGACCCAGAAGGUCAGCCCAGGCCCCCACCAGGGUUGCCCCUGGUCUCCCCAGAGGCUUGGACCGAAAUGGGGUGCCUCCUUCUGCCAGAGGGGGACCCUUGUCCCUGGACAUCACAUCUGGAAGGAGUUCCCAGAAGCCUCCCCAGGGUCCUCCAUCCUCAACUCUGGGAGCUAGUAGACGUCCCAGGGCACCGCAAGCCUCAGAACAUAACACAGAAUUCCUCAAUGUUCCUGACCAGGGUGUUGCAGGAAUGCACAGGAAGCGAAGUGUAGGGCAGAGACCUGUGCCCGGUGUGGGCUGGCCCAAGCCCCAGCCACGGAUACAUGGCCCCAGAUGCCGAGCACUGUACCAGUAUGUAGGCCAAGAUGUGGAUGAGCUAAGCUUCAAUGUGAAUGAGGUCAUCGAGAUCCUCAUGGAAGAUUCCUCAGGUUGGUGGAAGGGCCGUCUACAUGGCAAAGAGGGGCUUUUCCCAGGAAACUACGUGGAGAAGAUCUAAGUGGGGGCUUGGGCUCACCCUUCAACUACCCUGCCUGUCUGUCUGCCAGGGAGCCAGGCCCUGUCAGUGAGAGCCUCAUUUACUUCAGCUGCAUUGACCACAAUAUUGAGGCCUGUUGCUUCUAGGCCAGUGGAAGCCCUGUGUAUGGGAGUUGCUGCCACAGCACCCCUGCUGUCCAAGUCUGUUUCUCUGUGUGCCAAGCAAGAUUUACUGCAGAACCUACCUCCCAGCUGCAUUGUGUAUAUGAAAUGAAAACAUGCCUUUCCCUGAGGCAAAGUGCUGGGCACAGUCUGUGGUUAGGAGGCCUUGACAAGCAUGGCUUUACUCCUCUCAUUAUUGAAGCAAUAAAUAUGUGCCAGGUGAAAGUGGGGAAUAAAUUACUGAGUGCCUACAUUAAGAA
Jaculus jaculus (lesser Egyptian jerboa) is the source of this 3829-nucleotide messenger RNA. It is a transcript of the gene Myo1f, whose product is annotated as myosin IF. The transcript is spliced from 28 exons. Gene Ontology annotation, cellular component: cytoplasm; microvillus; myosin complex. The record is from RefSeq and is a predicted model, not a curated record. Lineage: Eukaryota; Metazoa; Chordata; Mammalia; Rodentia; Dipodidae. Gene Ontology annotation, molecular function: microfilament motor activity; ATP binding; actin filament binding. Gene Ontology annotation, biological process: actin filament organization; vesicle transport along actin filament. Bases 133 to 3429 code for a protein of 1098 amino acids.